This is a messenger RNA of Postia placenta MAD-698-R-SB12, 783 nucleotides long. RefSeq lists its product as hypothetical. Lineage: Eukaryota; Fungi; Basidiomycota; Agaricomycetes; Polyporales; Adustoporiaceae. The transcript is spliced from 3 exons. The coding region runs from base 1 to 783 and encodes 260 amino acids. The record is from RefSeq and is a predicted model, not a curated record.
AUGUCUGCCAAUCCACGACAGGAACGAGCUACAAUCAACACAAGCUCGGCACAAUCCCCAAGCGUGUAUCAGCCUGUCUUUGGCGUGAGCGAUGCCAAAAGCACUGUUCCGCGCUGGCUGCCGGUCUCUCUCAGAGCUACUGCCGCUGCCGGACGUUCGCUUUCGACUGCCGCGCCGCCUCCUCGGAAGGCAGCUAUCAGCGUUCCCCCGCCACCUCGUAGGACGGCUUCUGGUGCUCCUCCGCCACCUCGCAAGGCUUCCUCGAGCGCAAUUCCCCCACCACGAAUAGCUACACCCACGCCGCCCACCGCAAGCUCGCCCACCCUGUCUACCGCCGGACAUGAGGUUCGGGCCGCGGAGGACAACUUCAACGGCGCGCUGUAUUGCGCGAAGGCCUUUGGGAUAGCCACGGUGCUUGUGAGCGUUGGCGCUGGUGCUACAGUCUGGGGCGUGAAAAGUGCCCUCGGCGUGCGGAAUACGCAAGAAUUUGCGGACCGCAUGCGUUCGUUCGUCCUGGCCAGGAUGCCCAUGCUGUCGUCGCGGAUACAUCGCGCACUCCAGGCUGAAGAUCAUUCGGAAGAGUUCGUUAAUUCGAGCGCAGCAACAACUCAUCUACAUGGAGCACCAGGCAGUAGUAAUACACUGCAAUGGUCUUGGCCUGAAGCGGAGGAACGCCUCCGAGUUGCAUAUGAUUCAGGCGGCGUGUAUACUUGGGCAGAGGCGGUUCUGCAUGAGCUGGAGACUGAGGGACAGGUCGAGAGGGUGAAACGAGGCCAUGCGUAA